CCAUUGUCAGCUAAUAGUUCAGCAAUUGCAGCUUACGCCGGACAUUGAAUUAACCAGACCGAGUAGAACGGCAUGGAAGAGCCGGUGGAUGCUCAUACCUCUAGGGGCUAUCAACAGCCACGCUCAUUCAGCAGUUGUAACCAUGACUCAAAUGCUCGACGGAUUCUACUUGCUGCAGAUGAAUUCGUAACUCCGUAUCGCCUGGAUCAUGUUCGUGAUGUGAUUAGAAAGGGUGCUCUCCUAGCGGAUGAUCCUUCUGACUGGGAGAGAGUAGAAGGGUUGGCCCCUAGUGAAGAGUCUGCCUUGAUUAAAGAGAGGAACAACUAUUUAUCACUAUCAUCGAUGUUCGUAAUGUCGUGUGUUUUCCCGUUGGUAUAUGCUAUUAUCUGCGGAUAUACAUCGGCCCCGCUCGCCUUUCCCUAUAUGUUUCCUUAUCACUUUGGAGGUCUCCUUCCUGGAAGCCAUUUGGGUGUAAUGCUACAAUAUAUUCCCUUCUUAAGCAGUACCCUCGUCGUAUGCUGGCUCACCCCAACCCUGAACCGGCUGUGGGGUCGCCGUGGUGCAAUGCUUGCCGGCUCCAUUGGUACUUUUAUUGCGGCUGUACUUUUACUUUCAAAUUCGACGUUUGACUCGUCAUGGGUGAAGAUUGUGCUGGCGAUAACUUUCAGCAUUUUAGAAAGAAUGAGUGUGGGGUUAACAACCUGCACCUGCUUGAUCUAUCUAGCUGAGAUUUGCCCAAGUGCCGCUCGUGGAAGUAUCUUGACCCUAUAUCCACUAGGAAUGUCUAUUGGAUACACAUUAACAUCCGCGGGUACGAUCAUCCUUGACGGAGACCAGAGCGUUAGCCCACAGUUAUCUACUGCAUUUGAUCUUAUUCUCAAGGGCGGCUGUCCCUUUCUUAUUUUAUUGGGAUGGGAAUCGCCCCGCUGGUAUGCUCGUCAGGGUUAUUGGGAUAAGGCGUUCGAGUCAUUACGUCGUCUCCGCACUUCUGAUAUUCUCGCCGCACGCGACUUAUACCACAUUCAUACCUGGUACAAGGAGAAAGAAGCAGCAUUUGAACAACAACACAGUACUUUUUCAAAAUGCUCAUCCCGACUAUUGGUUGACCCCCAUAUGCGUCGAGCAACCCUAGCAUCAGUCUCAGUUAUGGUGGCGGGCAGUCUGGCCGGAACAGGGCUCACCACGGCUGCCCUAGUCCACGUGGCGUACGCUUGCAGGCUAACCAUGAGAUUCUGUGUGCUCAUUGUACCUAUAACCACACUUGUGUUUGUGGUGACCAAAGCAGGGUUACCGAGACUUCCACGACGUCAACUGUACCUAGCGAGUCUCUUUUUCAUAUUCUGCAUUUCCUUCGCGCUCUGCUUCAUUCCACCUCUGGCCUUCCAACUUCCCACUCUUAUACUCCUCUGCAUUUCCUCGGUAAUAUCCGUCGUCGGACUGGGACUUGUUUCCUUUCUGUAUGCUGCAGAGGUCUUUCCGCCCUCCCAUCGUGAUGUCGGAGUGGCCCUGUCAAUAUGCAUAUACCAAAUUUGUCAGAUCUUGGUAGCAGCAUUUAUCUUUCUGGUUUGGGGCAAAAUCGACUUUCAUAUUCUGACGUGGGUCCUGACUGUCGUUAACUUACUCUCUUUGUUGGCCGUCUAUUUGUUUAUGAGGGAAUCGAAACAAUAUACUUUAGAAGAGAUGCAGUCGACAUUCAAGAUGUCUACAAGAGAGUUUAUCGUAUAUCGACUCCGUACCGAUUUUAUCAAUCCAUUCCAACGCUAUGUUUUACGCAGACGGGUGCGAGUACAGCCGGUCGAGGCUCAGGGCAUUGCGUCCUAUAGUGUCCCUUAUACAGAUGAAGAGGCCGUUUCACUUGCAUCCCAGCCGUGAAUGAUAUUUUCCUCACUCAUAUUAUGUGUAUCACUAGAAUUUCGGGUCGCCUUGAGAUGUUUCAUGGGCAAUUUU
Molecule: messenger RNA, 1947 nt
Organism: Aspergillus caelatus
Lineage: Eukaryota; Fungi; Ascomycota; Eurotiomycetes; Eurotiales; Aspergillaceae
Product: major facilitator superfamily domain-containing protein
Exons: 7
Coding region: 73-1872 (599 amino acids)
Biological process (GO): transmembrane transport
Cellular component (GO): membrane
Molecular function (GO): myo-inositol:proton symporter activity
Source: RefSeq, a predicted model, not a curated record